GCAGGUACUUGUUACAAAGUGUAAACACUUGGUAGAACAAAGACUGCUUAAAUCGCGCAGAAAGAAAAAGUCAAAAGAUGACGAACGCCAUUUUGAAAAUAACAAUUCUUUUUGCCUUCGUUCUGGUAGCCCGGGCAGAGAAUGCUAAAGGCAGUGAGUUUUAUCAACGUUUUAUGACAAAAAGAGCCGCUCCAGCACCGGCCGGAGGAAAAGGUAAACAAAACUUCGUAUUUCAAUCACCAAACGGUCUUGCACGUGGCAAUGGAUAUGGCGGUUUCGGAUAUGGUGGUGUAGGCCCCUGGGGUUACGGGCAUGGAUAUGGAAACUUGGGACACAUCCAUCCAGUUCCGGUGACCGGUGUCAAAGCUCUAUCGGUGGCCUAUGAUCCGGUCUCCGGUGUCCCUUAUGUAUGCGACCCCAACAAGAAAGCCGACGCGGCAAAGGGAGGUGCUGCAACACCUGCACCUGCUGCACCAGCAACUGGAAAGAGGAGUGAAGUUGAAAAAGACGAGGAAAAGAAGGAUGAAAUCAAAGUUAAAAUCCCAGACUACCCUCCCUGCCCUGACCCUAAGAAGAGCUUCCCGUGGAGUUGCAUAUUGGGCGACAAAAGUUCUAAGAGAGAGGAAUGUGCGAGAGCAAAGAAGGCCGUCAAAGACGCAACCAAACGCUACUGGCCUGCAAUGGCUGGAUUUUAUCCCCCGUACUUUGGUGGUUAUGGUUAUCCCGGUUUUGGUGGCUAUGGAGCACCAUUUGUAGUGCCACUGGGGUAUGGUGGCUAUGGCCGCUUCUUGGGUUAAAACUUUAAUAAG
Dendronephthya gigantea is the source of this 809-nucleotide messenger RNA. RefSeq lists its product as uncharacterized. The coding region runs from base 78 to 797 and encodes 239 amino acids. The transcript is spliced from 4 exons. Lineage: Eukaryota; Metazoa; Cnidaria; Anthozoa; Malacalcyonacea; Nephtheidae. The record is from RefSeq and is a predicted model, not a curated record.